CAACCACUUUAAGGGUAACCGGAAGUAGCCGCUCAGAACGUUUCGACAUGGCGGAGUACCAGGGUGUGCAGAAAGGAGCGCUCAAACUGAAAGGCAUCGGGGACAUCAGUCUGGGAAAGAAGAAGAAAAAGAAAGACAAAGAUAAAAACAAGAUCGUACAACAGAUGAUGCUGCAAACUAAUAACAAAAAUGAAGACGAGAAGAAAAAACCAUCUCUGGACAAAAGAACCCCAGCUCAACUAGCAUUUGAAAAAAUGCAAGAGAAAAGACAAAUGGAGAGAAUAUUAAAAAAAGCAACCAAAACCCACAAGCAGAGAGUAGAGGAUUUUAAUCGGCAUCUGGAUACCCUCACAGAGCAUUAUGAUAUUCCUAAAGUCAGCUGGACAAAAUAAUACAGUUUUUGUUUUUCUUUAUUUAUAGAACUUCGUUUUUUACUUGCUUGUAAUCUUUCUGGAUUAAGGCAGAAAGCCGGGAUGACUAGACACACAUUGUUAUUGUGUUCAUUAUGUUGCCACACUUGAUUGUAUAAAAUAUUCAGAUCAUCUA
Pelobates fuscus (common spadefoot toad) is the source of this 546-nucleotide messenger RNA. It is a transcript of the gene FAM32A, whose product is annotated as family with sequence similarity 32 member A. The coding region runs from base 48 to 392 and encodes 114 amino acids. The record is from RefSeq and is a predicted model, not a curated record. Gene Ontology annotation, cellular component: nucleolus. Lineage: Eukaryota; Metazoa; Chordata; Amphibia; Anura; Pelobatidae. The transcript has 4 exons.